Molecule: messenger RNA, 2807 nt
Organism: Phycodurus eques (leafy seadragon)
Lineage: Eukaryota; Metazoa; Chordata; Actinopteri; Syngnathiformes; Syngnathidae
Gene: dhx58
Product: DEXH (Asp-Glu-X-His) box polypeptide 58
Exons: 14
Coding region: 383-2566 (727 amino acids)
Biological process (GO): response to virus; innate immune response; positive regulation of interferon-beta production
Cellular component (GO): cytoplasm
Molecular function (GO): single-stranded RNA binding; zinc ion binding; double-stranded RNA binding
Source: RefSeq, a predicted model, not a curated record
GCACAUUCUCUGCCCCUUUCCUCCUCUAAUCCACGUUUGAUACAUUGUCUAUUUUAAUUGAACUAUUUACUACUAUAUAUACUAUUAUACACUUGGGUUUUAAGUUAGACGGAUUUAAAAUGGGAUAGGCAAAUUGGUGUGCUAGUUGUAGUUGUUUUGCGCCACCGACAGCCGGCUUUUUCGGACACAGCAGCACGAUGAAACAAGUCCUAACUUCGUCACAUCUCGUUUCACGUGGGUUGAGGUCCCACUCAGUGACGGUGUGAAUGGUUGUCAGUGUCUGUAUGUGCCCUGCGACCAGUUCAGCGUGCAGCCCGCCUUUCACCCCAAAUCAGCUGGGAUAGGUCUCCUGCGACCCUGAACAGGAUGAGCGGUAUUUAGAAUGGAUGGUUGGAUAAUAUAUCUCAAUACUUUUUUGUCUUUUUUAACUACAUUUCCGUUGUCGGUGCUGUCGAGAAGAGCCUCUCCUUUAAAGGGCCGACCUCCAUUCCGACGACGGCUGCCUACUGGGUUUUACUUUCAUUUGAUCUCAACUGAUCAGUGUGAACAGGAAGUGGCUACACACACACAGAUCGCUUUCGUCUACCCGACUUGCCGAGAUGUCAGAUCUGGCCCUGCACGGUUACCAGAAGGAGGUGGCCCAGAGGGCGCUUCGUGGGGAGAACAUUAUCGUGUGGCUGCCCACGGGAGCGGGGAAGACAAGAGUCGCCGUCUACGUGGCCCAGAAGCACCUGCAGAAGACGACCGGGGGCAAAGUGGUGGUCCUGGUCACCAAGGUGCACCUGGUGAAGCAGCACUACAGCAAGGAGUUCUUCCCCUGCCUGGGCGGCGACUACACCGUGACGGCGGUGAGCAGCGACAGCGAGGAGAAGGACUUCCUCGCGACGAGGAAACCAAGCACGUGGAUCUCUCAGACAUCACACUGCUGGUGGUGGACGAGUGUCAUCACACGCGCAAGGAGACGGUGUACAACAACAUCAUGAGGCUCUACCUGACGAAGAAGAUGAGAGGCGACGGACAGCUGCCGCAGGUCCUCGGCCUCACGGCGUCGCCGGGAACGGGAGGCGCCAAAAAUCUGGAAAAAGCUGUGCAGUAUAUACUAAAGAUCUGCGCCAACUUGGACUGUGCCAUCGUUUCCACCAAAAACUUCACUGAGGAGCUCAACACUAAAGUCCCCAGACCCCUCAAAACCUUUGACAUUGUGGAGAAAAGAAAGGAAGAUCCGUUUGGUGAUCACGUGCAGUGGAUGAUGCGUCGCAUCCACCGCUUCAUGGAGCCUCCUGUCGACUUCACGCACCGAGAGUUCGGCACCCAGGAGUACGAGAACAAUGUGGUCACGCUGCAGAAGAGAGGUGUAAUGGAGUACAACAGGCGACUGCAACAGUGCGCCAUCCAUCUGCGCGAGUACAACGACGCGCUGCUGGUCAACGACACGUUGCAGAUGGAGAAUGCGGUGGAUUCUCUGGAGGACUUCUACAGUGGCAGAGAGACAACCGUCAUCGAUGACACUGACCGCUUUCUGGUGGAUCUUUUCAAAGAGAACCAAAACAAGCUGAGGAUGCUGGCGCGUGACGUGCUUUUUGAAAACCCCAAGAUGGCGCAGCUGGAGACCACCCUGCUGAGACACUUCAGUCCCAACGUGCAGUCCAGAGGAAUCCUGUUCAGCAAGACCCGCAAGAGCACGCGCUGCCUACACCAAUGGGCGCUCGCCAACCACGGUCUGCACUUAGCCGGCGUCAAGCCCGCCGUCAUAAUGGGCAGCACCGCCAUGACACAGCACGAGCGUGACGACGCCAUCCGCAACUUCCGCCUGGGCUCUGUCAACCUCUUGAUCACCACCAGCGUGGCCGAAGAGGGCCUGGACAUCCCCCAAUGCAACCUGGUGGUGCGCUACGGCCUGCUGACCAACGAGAUCGCCCAGCAGCAGGCCAGCGGUCGCGCCCGGGCCCAAGACAGCCACUACUGCCUAAUCGCCCAGCGCGGCGGGCGCGAGGAGCGACGGGAGUGCAUCAAUACUUACCUAGAGGGGCUCACCGCCAGCGCUGUGGAUAGAAUCCAGCAGAUGAGCCCAGAAGAGUGCAGGACCAAGACAGCCGAGCUUCAGGAGGAGGCGGCCGCUUCCAGCCGGGAGGCGGCGAUCCACAGGUCGGAGAAGCACAGCCGCUACUCGGCAGACAGCGUCCAGCUGCUGUGCUCCAACUGCUUGACGCCCGUGAUGCGAGGCAGCGACAUCCAGCUGGUGGAGAAAAUGCAUUAUGUCAACGUCAACCCACAAUUCAAGAGUCACUACAACAAGGGCGAUGUGGUCAUUUUAGACAAGACUUUUGAGGACUGGGUGCCAGGCUGCAUCAUCAAGUGCAACAAAGACAACUGCAACAAGCGGUGGGGCUACGAGGUGAAGUACCGCAAAGUGGCGCUGCUGCCAAACGUGGCCAUCCGUCACUUCGCCCUUCAGACGCCCGACGGCAGGACCACGGUGAGGAAGUGGAAGGACGUCCCGUUCAGCGUGGACCACUUCAGCUUCAGCGAAUACUGCCGCCUACACUACCGAGACGUCGUGGACUAACAAGCUAAUGCUGACUGCUUGUUAAUAUGAGUUUGUUUACAACUGUUGUUGUAUUGUACACAAGGACUUCUCCUGUGCUGGGUCUUCAAUUUUAUUUAUUUUUUUUACUCUUUUAAUGAACUGUAGUACAGUAUUUGUAAUUACCGUAAUUGUAAAUAAAUUUUAAUUGUAUUUAUAUGCAUUUUAUCGCAUGCUAUGUCAUGUAUGCUGCAAAAAAAAAAUUAAAAUAAAAGAAAACCUU